Messenger RNA from Suillus bovinus, 3282 nucleotides. RefSeq lists its product as uncharacterized. The record is from RefSeq and is a predicted model, not a curated record. The transcript is spliced from 21 exons. Gene Ontology annotation, biological process: retrograde vesicle-mediated transport, Golgi to endoplasmic reticulum; endocytosis; phospholipid translocation. Gene Ontology annotation, molecular function: ATPase-coupled intramembrane lipid carrier activity; ATP binding; ATP hydrolysis activity. Bases 1 to 3282 code for a protein of 1093 amino acids. Gene Ontology annotation, cellular component: plasma membrane; trans-Golgi network; endosome. NCBI's taxonomy places the organism in Eukaryota, Fungi, Basidiomycota, Agaricomycetes, Boletales, Suillaceae.
AUGUCUAAUAUCCCGUUGCACUCUAUCGGACGCAAAGGAAAGACACGAGCCGGGUACGUUCCUCUGAACGACGCCCAGGAUACCGAUAUGCCCACAGGCGUUCUGAGAGCUGCUGCGACACGCGGCGUAAACUUGACCGUAAAGGCAAAAGGUAAACAGCGCGAACGAUACACAGACGCAGACGAGUUCGAUGAGGAGGCAACUUUACUUGGGAACAGGGAUAGUACGCUGGAGAGAUUGAAGAGGGAAGUCACCACAAGUCUUACGUGGAGACAGCGUUCAUCGAGACAGCGUCCGUCGAGUGCACAUAAGACACAAGACAAGUCCAGGACAAUACCAUUCAGACCAGCAGAAAAAUUACAAUCCAAGUUCCCGCCUAACCUCGUACGGAAUCAGAAAUACAACAUAUUCACCUUCUUUCCUAUCGUCAUAUACGAACAGUUUAAAUUCUUUUUCAAUCUCUACUUCCUUCUCGUCGCUCUUUCCCAGUUCGUUCCAGCACUCAAGAUCGGAUUCAUUGUUACAUAUGUCGCACCCCUCGCAUUUGUGCUCUGCGUCACAAUGGGCAAAGAAGCCUAUGAUGACUACAAGCGCAAUCUCCGCGACCCGGCCCCGCACACACGAUCUGUCCCUUCCUCUUCCCUCAAAGUUGGUGACCUCGUUGUACUGGAGAAGAAUCAACGCGUACCGGCAGACAUGCUCGACGGAGAAACAGACUGGAAGCUUCGUGUUACAGUUCCUGCUACUCAGAAGCUUGUCGACGACAGUGAACUACUAGAUUUGGAUGCAGAAGUUUAUGCCGACGCUCCGAUUAAGGACAUCCACACUUUUAUUGGGACAUUUACGAUACACACGCCCCGCACGCACUCUGAUCAUGAUGUGCCCAUGGUACAGGUCCCCACUGUCGAGCCCCUGUCUGCGGAGAAUAUCUUAUGGAGUAACACGGUAUUAGCUGCGGGUUCUGCUGUUGGAUUCAUCGUAUACACGGGGUCUGAGACGCGCGCUGUCAUGAACACGAGCCAUCCUGAGACAAAGGUCGGUCUGCUGGAUCUGGAGAUCAAUAGGCUUGCCAAGAUUCUUUGUGCGGUGACGUUCGCGUUGUCUCUUGGACUCGUUGCCUUGAAUGGGUUCAGGGGACAGUGGUAUAUCUAUGUGUUCCGUUUUCUCAUAUUGUUUUCGUCUAUCAUUCCCAUCAGCUUGCGUGUAAACCUUGACAUGGGCAAGACGAUUCCUGGCACAAUCGUCCGCACGAGUACACUGCCUGAGGAGCUUGGACGCAUAGAAUACCUUCUUAGUGACAAAACUGGGACCCUUACACAAAAUGAGAUGGAGAUGAAGAAGUUGCACAUGGGAACAAUGUCCUACGGUUUUGACAGCAUGGACGAAGUAGCUCAUCAGCUUGCGAGUGCAUUUGGUGCCGAUCAAGCUCAUGUGAGAAGCAAUUCAAUGGCUACAGGCGCACAACUUGCCAUGAGAGGACGGAGGGAUAUGUCAUCGAGGCUCCGAGACGUAGUACUUAGUCUUGCACUUUGCCACAAUGUCACUCCAGUCACCAACGAUGAUGGUACCUUGACCUACCAAGCCUCCUCCCCAGAUGAAGUCGCAAUCGUCAAGUGGACAGAGAGCGUCGGCCUCAAGCUUGUCUUCCGCGACCCGCACACGCAUGGAGCUCCAAACGCCCACCAACGCACGUCUCGCCUACGAAAUCCUCGACAUAUUCCCCUUCACAAGCGAGUCCAAGCGCAUGGGCAAUCGUCGUGCGAGACGCACACAGCGGCGAGGUGGCUUUUCUUGCAAAAGGGCGCUGAUGUUGUCAUGGCUCGUAUCGUGCAGCGAAAUGACUGGCUAGAAGAGGAGACAGGAAAUAUGGCGCGCGAGGGCUUGCGCACACUCGUCGUUGCACGUAAGCGACUGACAUCACAGCACAUCCGGCUUGAUGGACGCGGCGAGGCGAUGAUCUCUGUCGUUGCGGAGCACCUGGAGCAUGACCUGGAGCUGCUUGGCCUGACUGGUGUCGAAGAUAAGUUGCAGGACGAGGUAAAAGGGACACUCGAGCUGCUCAGGAAUGGGGGAAUCAAGAUUUGGAUGCUUACAGGUGAUAAGAUCGAGACGGGCGCGGUGUAUUGCCAUUUCGACAAAACUGGUGGCGCGGAAUCAUUUGUAGUAAAGACUUCUGAUCAAGUCAGGGAUGAGCUGGAGUUCUUACAGUCGAAGCUGGAUUGCUGUCUAGUAAUUGAUGGCGAGUCGUUGCAGCUCUGUUUGAACCUGUACAAAAACGAAUUCAUCGAGAUCACAACCAAGCUAUCAGCCGUCGUUGCUUGUCGAUGCUCUCCUACCCAGAAAGCAGAUGUUGCAAGAUUAAUCCGACAUCACACCAAGAAACGGGUUUGCUGUAUCGGAGACGGUGGUAAUGAUGUCAGCAUGAUACAAGCCGCUGACGUCGGUGUCGGUAUCGUUGGAAAAGAAGGAAAGCAAGCAUCCCUCGCCGCCGACUUCUCCGUCACCCAGUUCAGCUACCUCACGAAGCUCCUCAUGUGGCACGGCCGCAACUCAUAUCGCCGUUCUGCAAAGCUCGCUCAAUUCGUCAUCCACCGCGGCCUCAUCAUCUCGAUCAUGCAAGCCGUGUUCUCAGCUAUAUUCUAUUUUGCCCCGAUCGCGCUGUACCAGGGGUGGUUGAUGGUAGGGUAUGCGACAAUUUAUACCAUGGCGCCUGUUUUUUCGUUGGUUCUGGAUCGUGAUGUGAACGAGGAUCUUGCGUUGAUAUACCCGGAGUUAUACAAAGAAUUGACCAAGGGACGUGCCCUAUCUUUCAAGACGUUCUUCAUGUGGUUGAUGAUUAGUGUAUACCAAGGCGCAGCCAUCAUGAUCAUGUCCCUCCUCUUAUUUGAAACCGAGUUCUUGAACAUCGUGUCCAUCUCUUUUACGGCUUUAGUUAUCAAUGAACUCAUCAUGGUUGCAUUAGAAAUCACGACCUGGCAUAUUUAUAUGGUCAUUUCGGAAGUAGUCACCCUUUUCUUUUAUGUUAUCAGCAUCGCUUUCUUACCGGAGUAUUUCGACCUCGAUUUCGUCGUCGUGUCCACUCGUUUUGCAUGGAAAGUAGCUGUCAUCGUAGCAGUUAGCGCGCUUCCCCUGUAUGUCAUCAAGCUCAUCCGUAGUAGAGUCGCUCCGGCAGCGUCCGAGCAAGUUGCUAUAAUACUUAUCCAUGUGACUCGACGAUCACUCCAAUCUGACAUCUUUAUAAUGUAUUUCUGCUUGUUUGAUCGCAAACAUCGAUGCAAAUAG